Messenger RNA from Grammomys surdaster, 3184 nucleotides. It is a transcript of the gene Pnpla3, whose product is annotated as patatin like phospholipase domain containing 3. Gene Ontology annotation, biological process: lipid homeostasis; triglyceride catabolic process. Gene Ontology annotation, molecular function: triacylglycerol lipase activity. Gene Ontology annotation, cellular component: cytoplasm; membrane; lipid droplet. The transcript has 8 exons. Bases 90 to 1370 code for a protein of 426 amino acids. The record is from RefSeq and is a predicted model, not a curated record. Lineage: Eukaryota; Metazoa; Chordata; Mammalia; Rodentia; Muridae.
ACAAACAAACAAACAAACAAACAAAGAAUAAAGUCAGACAAAGGUGAAAAUGAUUUUUUGAGUCACACCCAGAAUAUUACCACUUUGUAAUGACUCUAAUUACUGUUAAUGAGAUAAUGUCACCUAGUAAACCUUUGGAAUAUAGGGUGUCACCUAUAACCGCCUUGAAUGUACCCAAUCAUGACCAAAACACAGGGUGUGCUUUAUGGUGUCUUAACUGGGGCCAGCCACAGUUCAAGGGUCCUGUGUGUUCUCCGAUGUGGUACCCUGUUCUAUGUGUUUGUCCUCUGUCCCCAGACUACAUAAUGGAGAUCCUCAUGAACCUCGUACGGAAAGCCAGGAGCCGUAACAUCAGCACCCUCCACCCGUUCUUCAACAUUAACAAGUGCGUCAGAGAUGGGCUGCAGGAGACCCUCCCAGACAACGUCCACCAGCUCAUUUCUGGGAAGGUUUACAUCUCCCUCACCAGGGUGUCGGAUGGAGAGAAUGUGCUGGUGUCAGAGUUCCAUUCCAAAGAUGAAGUGGUGGAUGCCCUGGUGUGCUCCUGCUUCAUCCCUCUCUUCUCUGGCCUAAUCCCUCCUUCCUUCCGAGGUGAGCGGUACGUGGAUGGAGGAGCGAGCAACAACGUCCCUGUGCUAGAUGCCAAAACCACCAUCACGGUGUCCCCUUUCUAUGGUGAGCAUGACAUCUGCCCCAAGGUCAAGUCCACCAACUUCUUCCAUGUGAAUAUCACCAAUCUCAGUCUCCGCCUCUGCACCGGGAACCUCCAUCUUCUGACCAGAGCACUCUUCCCACCGGAUGUGAAGGUGAUGGCAGACCUGUGUUUUCAAGGGUACCUGGACGCCUUCCGGUUCCUGGAGGAGAACGGCAUCUGUAAUGGACCACAGCGCAGCCUGAGUCUGUACUCGGAGGAGAUGGUGCCAGAAGCCUGCUUGGAAAAUGGCAACCUUGUGGGAGACAAGGUGCCAGUCAGCCUAUGCCUCACAGCUGUGCCCUGUGAUGAGAACAUCUGGGAGAUGCUGUCCCCCAAACUCAGCACAGCUCUGAGUGAAGCGAUUAAGGACAGGGGGGGCUACCUGAGCAAAGUCUGCAACCUCCUGCCUGUCAGGAUCCUGUCUUACAUCAUGCUGCCCUGCACUCUGCCCGUGGAGUCGGCCAUCGCUGCAGUCCACAGGCUGCUGAUGUGGCUCCCUGAUAUCCAGGAUGAUAUCCAGUGGCUACAAUGGGCGACAUCCCAGGUUUGUGCCCGAAUGACGAUGUGCCUGCUCCCCUCUACCAGAUCCCGAGUAUCCAAGGAUGAGCAUGGAACACUCAACCAUGGACAUCACCCAUCUCUCCACAAACCCCAAGGCAGCUCUGCUGGUUUGUAAAUUGCUGGUCUCUGUGCUUCCAAUGAACUUGGACAUUCUCCCUGUGGAUGGUCCAGGAGAGGCCAAAGCUGAGGGCACCCUGCCUUCCACUCCAGGUCCAGCUUGACCUUUAUCUGGAGCAACAGUGUCUAGAUGACGGGUCGGUGGGGAUGCUAUACUCUCUGUUUCCCUCUGGGAAUGGUUCUGUUACUUUUGGAGGCAGCUAGGAAGUUUCUCUCCAGGAGCUGAGCCUGUGCAGCUGCCCCCUGGUGCUCUGUGGUGACCUCAUUGCCUGUGACCUCAGGAUCACGGGAUCUAGGCUAUAUUGGUAGUUCAUAGAAACCAAAGACAAUAAUUUGGUGUUUAGAAAGCUACUUUUGGUCUGGGUGAAGUCUGGUGCUUGAGAGCUAGCACAAAGAGGACAGUCAAACUGUCUCUCGGCCUGUCAAUCGGGGAUUCCAAGGGCAUCAAUGUUUGGAAACAGGAAUCCAAACUGGGCAAUCUCGUGCAAUCUCGGGAGGAAAAUUGUUUAGGAAGUGUGAUAGGGCAGGCUGUGGCUAUCUCUAAAAAGAGCCUACCAGAUAACUUAUUACUUUCAAGGACACCUUUGGCUCUUACUAAAAUAGUUUAUAAAGCAUUUUAUAUAAACACACCAGGGAAUGUGUAAUGAACUACAUGUAUGAUCAGUGUACUGUGACUAGAAUUAACCGUAAGAUAAAAAUCUCUUGUAUGUGGGGACGAAACAACACAGGUAGGAAACACAGCGGACCUCUGCCUCCUCAGCCUCAACUUGAACUUGGCUUGCUUUCUCUGCUGUCUCCAAAUCGUUGUAUAGUCAUCUGCCAUCACCGCCUCUCUCCUUUCCCAUCUACUACACCGGCCUUAAUGGGGAUAAGUACCCACUUUUCUCAGGUGUCGGUACACAGCCGUGGGGGUGUCGUGUGUUUCCUGUAAUUCAGACAUUAGAACAUAAACAAGCAGACAAACAAGCAAGCAAACAAAAGAAACAAGGUGCUGUUCAUACUCUGAGCAUUGACAGUGAAGGUGUGUGUCUCCCAUGCCUGAGUCUCCUGGAGACCUAGUGAGCUCUAGGUUCGUGCAAGCACUUCUGGGGGAAUCACAUAAUCUCAGUGGGGUUGAUCCAGAUUGAUAGGAAAGGACUCUGGGGGAGACUGUGGUUCCAGAGACAAAGUGUCUAGGCUACACAGAAGAUAAAAUCGUCCCAAGGGAAGAAAACAAACCAGGAGCUGAGGUGCAGCUCAGUUGUUAGAGGGCUUCUCUAGCAUGCAUGAAGCCCAGUGUCCAGUCUCAGUACCAUAUAAACUGUGGCUUGACAGGCAGUGACAUGUGCCUGUAAUCCCUCAGUAGAGGCAAGAGGAUCAGAAAUUCAAGGUCAUCCUCAACUACUUAGGGAGUUGGAGAGCUGCCUUGGCUAAAUGAGACCCUGCCUCAAAAAGACAAAAAAAAAAAAAAAAAAAUAGCAGAAACUUCUGCCUUGCUUUGAGCUGCCUCUUUCUGGAAGUUUCUCAUCAGUAGAAACUUCCUGCCACCUUAUCAGACAAAACUCCCACUGGUUUGGAGUCCUUCCAUUCUCAGGAACAUUAGGUGUCACACAGUGACCAGCAGGGAGCAGUGUCUUGACUGGUAAGCCCUUAGCAAAGCUGGUUCAUCCGUUUAAAAGUAGGUGUGGGUGUGUUUAUGCAAAUGAGUAUGCAAAUUAGCCGAAUAGCAGAAGGAUUGAACGGACACACCAAAAAUAACUACAACUGUUCAAGGGAAAAGGGUCCAUAAUAAAUGUGGGGGACAAUAAAUAAAUAAAUAAAUAAAUGUAUGUA